GCAAAAAGUCAGACACGACUGAGAGACUGAAGUGAACUGAGCUGAAUUGAAGUGUCAGAACAUCACUGUGGCUGUAUUUGCAGCUUCUGUGUAACCCCAAUGACUUGCUUUGAAAUUGAACAGGACUAAUAAUAAGGGUACAUAAUUUAGACCAGCUUCAGGAAUGUUGAGUCCAAGAGGAUUCCGUUUCUGAUUCACAGACUCUAUCCUAUAGAAAGUGGGUCAGAAUGGAAUCUUAGGAGAAGAAUGUUUCCUCCCACCACGAGGCUCUUGGGGAAACUAAAAAAGGGUGUUAGUAAGUUACUCUGAAGUGCCUGCUCCUUCUUAUGCCUUGGGAAGACAGAUCUUCAUGUCAUCAUUCAACAGAAAACAAGAUUUUGGUGAAGCAGUCGCCCAUGCUUGUGGUAAACGACAAUGAGGUCAACCUCAGCUGCAAGUACACGUACAACCUCUUCUCAAAGGAGUUCCGGGCAUCCCUUUAUAAGGGAGCAGAUAGUGCUGUGGAGGUCUGUGCUGUGAAUGGAAACCACUCCCAUCCACUUCAGUCAACAAAUAAGGAAUUCAACUGCACCGUGAAAGUAGGCAAUGAAACAGUGACUUUCUACCUCCAGGAUCUGUAUGUCAACCAAACAGAUAUUUAUUUCUGCAAACUUGAGGUUCUUUAUCCUCCUCCUUACAUAGACAAUGAGAAGAGUAAUGGGACCAUUAUCCAUGUGAAAGAGAAACAUCUUUGUCCAUCUCCCCGGUCUCCGGAGUCUUCUAAGCCAUUUUGGGCCUUGGUGGUGGUAAACGGAGUCCUAGUUUUCUAUAGCUUGUUAGUAACAGUGGCUCUUUCUAACUGCUGGAUGAAGAAUAAGAGAAACAGGAUGCUUCAGAGCGACUAUAUGAACAUGACCCCCCGCAGGCCAGGGCCCACCCGGAGGCACUACCAGCCCUAUGCUCCAGCACGGGACUUUGCAGCCUACCGCUCCUGACACGGACGCCUAUCCAGAUGCAAGCCGGCUGGCCCCUCUUCACCUGCUCAACACCACUGCUCUGGAUAGGAAAGGCCUGCCUUGUCUUCAGCCAGCCACCUUGGCCUCCUGUUAGGCCACUGAUGCCAAAUUUUCUUGAAUGACUAGACCGAAGAACGUCAUUUUGAGACUUGGAGAUGAAGUGAAGGAAUACUACUGUGGCAGACUCUAUCUCCUAGUGCCACAGUCCAAAUUCAAACUCACUGUGUAUUUAUUGACUGGAUUGAGAGGUUAGGGUAGAAAACCAAAAGUGAGUGCAUUCUGUUAAGCCUAGAAAUCUGCCUCCAGUUCCACUCCUUUCUAACUCACCCACACGUUGUGGUCAAGCGAAGGGUGAUAUCGAAAGACUUUUUAGAUGGAGAAGAAGUUAGGAAAUCACUCCCUUUGAAGAAAUGGGGAUUUAAGGUGGGGAUAGGUUAGAAAUGGGGAAGGAGUGGUGAGGCGUAAACAUUUUUGAAACCAUUAAAACACUGUCUCUCACUCAUGAAAUGAGCCACUUAGUUCCUAUUUAAUACUGUUUUAGUUUGUAAAGAUGUAGAUACUCUUUUUGAAUUCUGGUCCUAUUUGGUCAUUUUGACCAAGAGAUUCUCUUUAGAGUCAUGGGAGGCAAACCAACUUGCUUUUCUUUACUUUCUAUGAUGGGAACUCAAUGUAGUCUUCACAAUAUGAUUUUGAAAGAAUAAAGUAGUCCUCCCACACCAAGGAAGAAUGUGUCAGGAAAUAAGGUCACUUUAGGUCAAAAAUUAUUUGAAUACGAUGAAGGGCUAUUUAUUUGGCAGCUCAUUUCAGUCCAAUCAUACAGGGGCCUCUUCUGUUUCAUGUAUUUUAGAUCUGCACAGUUGGUUUCUUUAUUGUCUGCAUGGAAAUCUAAAGUGGGAUGCAGAGGGUGCAUCCGGAGGGAGAAGUAAAGACGCUGUGAAAGAAGGAUGUUAGCAUCCAUUAGAACAGGAGGGAUGAGUCCUGAGAAACUUCUGAAGGAGGCAGAACAGAAGAGAAUGACACAAUUCUUGCCAUGUGCUGAGGGGAUGGCCAGCAUUUGGUAGGAGUUUUCCAGAAACAGCAGGCAGAAGGAGCCAUGAUGAGAGCUCCUUUCUGGGACUUUUGGGCUUUAGGGCUCAGAGCUCCAGAAAUCUGUGGUUUGGCUGCCUGUUUACCCUGGAGAUCCUUCAACAUGGAAAAAUAUUUGAUGCUUUUGAGAUAGCAUCAAAGUUCUCAAGACACUCUACAAGGCCAGACUCUGGACACACUAUGGAUAUUUUUCUGGUUCCAGUUUGGGUCCAACUGGAGUAUGUCUGGGGACCUUGAAGAACAGCUUUCCUGUUUCCAUUAUAAUUUGUUCAGUGCUGUGAUUCAUUCAGAUGUUGGAGAAGUCUAGGUUUUAGAGGCAGGUAGACCUGGUUCAUGGAGAAGGCAGUGGCAACCCACUCCAGUACUCUUGCCUGGAAAAUCCCAUGGAUGGAGGAACCUGGUAGACUGAAGACCAUGGGGUCGCACAGAGUCGAACACGACUGAAGCAACUUAAUAGCAGCAGCAGACCUGGUCCAAGUUCUAUUGCUAGUUGGCCUCAGGAGAGUCCCUGCCUUUCUAAAACUCUGAUUCUCCAACUAUAAAAUGAAGAUAAUGAUCAAAAAAGUUUAUUUCAAUACUAUCAUUUCCAUGAGGGCAUGUCCCAAGUUUGUCUUUUUUUCCCUGCUUGUCCCUGAUACGUAGUACCAUGCCUGACAUAUGUUAGCUAUUAUUAUUGUUAUAUAGAUAACCUAUGUAUCAAAAUUAAACUGGACAAUGAUCUGAGAAAGAAGAGACUGUUAUAACACAAAUUUAAACCCACUACCCAGGGAUGAGGUGCUACAAAAUUUGAGAGCCUCCAAACUCCCUCACAUUCCCUGUUUCAAAAUACUUUAGCUUGUAAUAAAAAUGCACAGCGUUCUGCCUCCCACUUUUAUGUAUAUAAAGAGGUCUCCUCUAACUUUUUUUGGUAACAUGUGGAAGAAUAGAAAUCUUAUAAUUCCAGACAGAGGAUAUUGUACUUCAGUUGAUUUUUAAAAUGGGUUUCUAUCCCAUAAGUUUAAUUAUUUCAAAGAAGGUCAAACCUAGUGGUACUUGGGUGAUGAAGAAUUGCUGAAUUUAUGUGACACACGUGACACAUUGCCAGGCUCUUGGCAUACACAGUUCCUUAAUCCAAGUUACCAGAUUGAAUUAGAUAAGGACAGAGCUAGAGAAUUUUUAGAAAGGGUAAUGACAAAAAAUAAAUUAAAAAAUGGAAAGAUU
Bubalus bubalis (water buffalo) is the source of this 3281-nucleotide messenger RNA. It is a transcript of the gene CD28, whose product is annotated as CD28 molecule. NCBI's taxonomy places the organism in Eukaryota, Metazoa, Chordata, Mammalia, Artiodactyla, Bovidae. Gene Ontology annotation, cellular component: external side of plasma membrane; membrane. The transcript is spliced from 4 exons. Gene Ontology annotation, biological process: positive regulation of T cell proliferation; immune response; T cell receptor signaling pathway. The record is from RefSeq and is a predicted model, not a curated record. The coding region runs from base 327 to 974 and encodes 215 amino acids.